AUGGAAGAUGAUGUUAAGAAGCCUACAAGCAGCACAAACCAAAAUGUGGAUGAAGCCAAUCAACCAUUGACGCAGCAUAAUGGAGUAAAAAGAUCCAAAACUUUUGUGGGGUGUUUCACGUGUCGGUUCAGAAAGGUGAGGUGUGACUUGAGGCGUCCAGCAUGCAACAAUUGCUUGAAAGCUGAGGUGAUAUGUGCCGGAUACGACAUCAAGCUUCGAUGGUUGGAGCCAGCAAUAUUUGACACCGGAGGACGAAAACGUAACAAAAGCACGGCUGAUGGUCCCAGUAAGCGAGUAGACGUGGGUUCGAAAGGCGUCGAUGAGGCAACUCCAGAUAUUUUUCACCGGCGCCAUGUUGGGUUUGUGCGAUGGGAAGGCCAGGACGAAGACCAUCGACCUUACUUGUCGUACGACGAUAUGGAUCGCGAUUUGAAGAUACUACACAACUCUGUGAACGAUCCUAUGGUGCAUGGGAAACUGAAGACGAAACUUUUGGGGCCCUUUGGUGUUUUUGAUGGCACCAAAGUAAGCUCGGCCGAGCCAUCAGCUCCAGCUGUCGAAUCUAAAGGAAAGCCAAGAAAUAAGGAAGUUCUGGCUGUGGAACCCGUGGCUGAUUCUGUGGCUAAUUCUGUUGCUUCUGUUGCUAAUUCAGUCGCUAAUUCAGUUGCUAACUCAGUUAACACAGUUGCGAACACAGUUGUCGCUGAACAAAAUCACGACCAACUUUGGCUUUCCAACGAAUUGCGAGACGACGCUUUGCUUACCGCAGCCGCCUUGAACGGAGACUCGCAUUUCCUUGACUUUAUCACGGGCAUUGGCCAAAACGACUUAUCGGAUCUUGGAAACACUUCCAACUACAACUUGGCCAACGACAACGAAUUUCUCAAUUUGGUGUUUCAUCGAAACCACAACGCUUUUCCAGGUGCUGAAAAUGCUCAGCUUCUCGAUACCGAGCAUGCUAGCUUCAUGGACCAGCCUGGGGUGCACUCGAAUUAUUCCAACUACAAUAAUUACUUCUACAGCAACCCAUACCAGCUCAACGAGAGUCUUGAGAUUCAUUUGCAUGCCUCAAAAGCAUCAACAACAAACGACGACGAUGAUUCCUCGAGUUUGGUAGAAGGUGAUAGCAUGAACUUGACACAAAUGCCCGCAAGUAUAAUGAGUAUAGUUCAGGCUCCAUUACAGCCCAAGCUCAUCGCAGCGCUUUCGAUUCCAGAUUCUCUGGCGGGUAUCCCAAGUACAGCUCUACAAGUGCAACCUUUGACAAGGUACCUCCUCAACUACUAUGUGACCCAGGUAGCUGAUCUCAUGACUGUUAUUCCAUUGACGGAAAAUCCCUGGAAAAUGAUCUACUUUCCUCGGGCGCUCAUGGCUAUAGGCGAGCUUCUGGCAUUGGGGAAGACAUCCGAUGCCAAAAAUGCCCUUUUGAAUGCCUUACUCGCUGUGCUGGCGUUCAAUUUGCAAUCAAAGUUCCCGAAAAACUCCGAGUCCAUGAAGUUUUAUCUUAAUCUCGGGAUCAGACUUCGCAACCAAGCCAGUCUUUUCGUGAAAAAUUUAUUGGGGUCCCAUAGUGAUUCCAAAGCCGGCAUUGAGCAUUGUGUCAACAACGAAAAGUACAAGGAUGUGCUUUGUGCGGUGAUGUCUAUGAUCUCGGUAGACUUGGUUUGGGGAACAAUGCAAGACACCAACUUCUACAUCAAGUGGUGCGGCCGAGUUAUCAGUGCGAAGAUGAUAACCAAGAAAAAGCUUUCUUCCAAAGCACGAGUGCUCCACCGCAUUUUCCUGUCGCUCAAGUUGAUCCAGGACCUGACAUGCCUUGAUCUCCAAAACAUCCAGGACGAUUUUACCCAGCUUUCCAAGAGCGGCUACGACAUCAACGGCGAUCAGUACGACACCAAUAACCGCAAAGAUAAAGGAACCAUAGAUUUUAUCAUCAAUAGCGGAGAUCGGAACUUGCGACUAGCGGGUGGAAGUGAAACCAAACAGAACUCGCCGCUGUUUGUCAACAAAAAGCUCAUCAAUACCAUGAAGAAGGACGAAAAUUUUGCAACCGAUGCACUUUAUGGGCUCCCCAACUCACUCAUUGUGCUCUUCAGCCAUGUGGUUCUGCUUGUUCGGACCAAAAUCUACUAUACCGAGAGCAACAAACCGCUUCCAGACGACCUAGGAGAUAAAGUAGAAAAGGUUGACCAAGGUCUUUGCAACUGGCAAGUCGACUGGAAGCUCUUCACCAUCCAAGGAGAUGAAAAAAAAUUCACCAGUCCCAUGCACGAAGUCACGUAUCACCAUAUCAUGUCAUUCUACCAUGCGCUACGAAUAUAUUUCAGUCGGCUUGUCAAAGGAGUCAAGCCGGCAGAAAUACAGCACCAUGUAGAGAAAACAUUGAAUCAUCUCAAUGCGAUUCAAAGUCUCAUAAAAAAAGGCGAUGCGUCUAUCAUUCCGCUCUUUUGGCAAGGAUUCAUUGCUGGGUGUGAAGCACUCACGUCGGAGCUACAAUUGGGGUUCAAGAAAUGGGGUGCUGAUAUAGCACAGUACUUGGGUAGUUACUGGGGAGCGCGGCAGAUCAUGUUGGAGGUUUGGCGAAGAAAAAAGGUGAAGGAGACAAGAGACGACUGGGUCAGUGUGAUCAAGGAUUGGGAAAUGAACUUGAUGUUGGAUUGA
Messenger RNA from Meyerozyma guilliermondii ATCC 6260, 2661 nucleotides. It is a transcript of the gene ARG81, whose product is annotated as Arg81p. The transcript has a single exon. The record is from RefSeq and is a predicted model, not a curated record. Bases 1 to 2661 code for a protein of 886 amino acids. Lineage: Eukaryota; Fungi; Ascomycota; Pichiomycetes; Serinales; Debaryomycetaceae. Gene Ontology annotation, molecular function: DNA-binding transcription factor activity, RNA polymerase II-specific; zinc ion binding. Gene Ontology annotation, biological process: regulation of DNA-templated transcription.